Scylla paramamosain (green mud crab) is the source of this 3447-nucleotide messenger RNA. Its product is annotated as protein tramtrack, beta isoform-like. The record is from RefSeq and is a predicted model, not a curated record. Lineage: Eukaryota; Metazoa; Arthropoda; Malacostraca; Decapoda; Portunidae. Gene Ontology annotation, molecular function: protein binding. Gene Ontology annotation, biological process: regulation of transcription by RNA polymerase II. The transcript is spliced from 6 exons. Gene Ontology annotation, cellular component: nucleus. Bases 694 to 2130 code for a protein of 478 amino acids.
GUGAACUUUUAUUCACCUUUAUACUAUAUGUAUCAUACACUCUUCUUUUGUUUUCUUUCACUAAUUGCCACACUCUUCUGUUCCAAGGCUUGUACUUAAUGCUCUUCCUCUACAAUACCUAAUUUUCUCAGUUGCAUCCCUUUGCAACAUUUUCUCAUAUAGUCUUCUUCCUUAUGCUUCCUCCUGCAUCUUACCUGUUCAGUGUGCAUGUGCAUCCCAGUCUUUUUUUUUUUAUCCUAAGAACUCUAUACUCAAUGAUAUACUGCAAUCAAUACAUCUUGAAACAUACUAAACACAUUGCUAAUACUGAUCCUCUCUAUAUAUUUCAUCUUAGCUUUUCUUAGUCUCUUACAUAUAUUCCUCUUUCUCUUCUCUAAACUCUUUCCUGCCAUCCUUUUCUCUCAGCCUUAUUCAUCUGUCUUGUAUCAUCAUCCUGCUAGAACAGCACAGUGACCUCCUCCUUGUGGCAUAUCUCUCACUUCCAUAGCAUCCAACACAUCUAUUCUCAAUUUUUUCUCCACUGUUUUUAUAAUCAGUCAUACUCUUCUGCUCAUCCCUUUCAUUCCACCCAGUACUUAAAAAUAUGAGAGCAUGAAUAACUUGAGUCUGCAAAGAUGAUGUGCAUAAACAGGAUGAAGCAGAAACUUGCUGUAUCAGUCUCCUCAGACUUUCAAGGAAAAUUUGGCAGGCAACAUGGCAGACGGAAUGUUAUCACUUUCCUGGAAUAAUCACAGCACAACCUUCAGCCACACCUUAGCAGCGCUCAGAGCCAAGGAAAGAUACACAGAUGUUACCUUAGCCUGUGAAGGCAAAUUUUAUCAAGUCCAUAAAUUAGUCUUAUCAACUUGUAGUGAAUAUUUUGAGAACAUGUUUGAUCACACUCCUUGCAAACAUCCAGUGAUUGUGCUAAGUGAAAUACACCGGGAAGAGUUAGAGGCCCUCUUGAGCUAUAUGUAUGCUGGUUAUGUAAAUGUUGCUGAAAACAGUUUAGCUAGACUGAUCAAAGUUGCUGAACUAUUGGAAGUUAAGGGUCUUGCAGUUCCUGAUGAACCUCCAAGCAGUGGAAAGAGAGCUUCUAAUGGCCAUCGGACAAAUGAGAGCAGGGUAAGCCCCCUUGCCCGAAAUGUGCAGUCACACAGCAGUACUAGUGAUGACAGAAAUAUGUUGGCUACAAGGUCCCAAAGCCCUAGUGAUGACAGAACAAGCCCACAUCCUAAAAGACAGAGGACAAGAAGUGAAGUGUCUCUCCUUGAAAAUACUCAUUCACCUAAAAGAUCUCCUUUGAAAGAAGCUUCAAGACUUACUGAUUAUGAUCACAAGGAAGAAGCUGAGCCCUCCUGGGAUGAAGAUGAUGGUGGUGGUCAGAGAAUCAGCAGAGCUGCUGAGGAUCAGAUUGCAUACCAACACCAGGAAUCCCUCACUGACAAAGUACAGGUUACCUUAGAUGAAAACCUGGUCAAAGAAGAACUUGUAGAGGAUCUGAGAGAUGGGCACAGUCACUCUCCUAAAUAUGAAAAUAUGGCUGACAACACUUCAGCUGGUGGCCAGAGCAGUGUGAAACUUAUGAUUCCCAAGUACGAGCAGUCAUCAGAACAGGAGCCCAUCGUCCAGCUUGGCUUGGGACAGCAGCCGCCCCUCCAUGAGGCAGUCAUAGAAGCUUUAGCUGGACCUUCUGGUAUGCAAGGGUGGGCUGGUGGAAGUGAGGCCAGCAGAAGGCUGGAGGCAGGGGGUGACUUGUCUUCACUUCCCCUGUGUCAAACUGGAACACAGUCCAUUCCACCACUGGUAGGAGUGUCCACUGAAGACUUGUGCAGCAGGGGAAGCUCAGAUGUGGGGAUGGAUUGCACCACUAAAAAGAAGAUGAAACACUGUCCCUAUUGUCCAUAUUCAACAACUAGGCUCUCACACAUGAUCAGUCACAACAUAACCCACAUUAGCAAAAAGUUUUUCAGUUGUCCUGUGUGCUCAUUUCAGACCAGCACAGCUGAAAACCUGAGAAUGCACAUACGUAACCAUGCAAGGGGCUUGCCACAUAUGUGUAAUAAGUGUCCUUUAAUGUUCUUCACAAAGGGAAGCCUCAUUACUCAUCUACAGUUACAUGAUGUGCCAUCCCACCGUGGUGGAGUUUAAGACACAAGUUAUGAUACCAAAAUAUGGCAUCUGGACAUUUAUGGACUAAAAGUAUUUCUGAACUGACAGAAAUGGUAUCCUACAUGCACUUCUAAUAUCUUUAAAAUGGCACACAUUGUUAGUAUAUGCUAAGUUGUGGGGCCAUUAUCCUCAACAUAGAACUUGAAUGGGCUAAAUUAAAUUUGUAAAGGAAAAAGCAAGUUCUGCUCAUGCAUCAUGAAAGGCUCACCAAAACAUACCAGCCUAGAUGCAGUGCUGAACAACUUACUCAACAAUAACAUGUUAAAAACAACAAACAUUAGAAAUUAAACAUGAAGUUUUUAACAUGGUAGCUAUAGUAUCAUGUUUAAGAGCACAGAUGAAACUACAAAUACAUCAAGACUGCCAGUGUAAUGUUUUCGUACCAUGAUGUCAUCAAAUUUUAUUUAUACAUAUUGCUUCAACUUCAGUCAGUUAGCUUCAGUCUUGCUUAAAGCAAAAUUCAGGACUUGUUGCAUCAGUCACAAAUUGUUAAACCACAUGAGUAUGCCACAACCUUACAAAGAUGAGCAAUCAUGCCAUGAUAUUUUACCAAAAACAAAUACCCAGUAUUAUGUGCCACUACAGGGGAGUGAUAAACUUGGGAUUGAGUUUUUUUCCUACUGAAAGCUAGCCAUUUUCUACUUCUGCUGAAUGGCCCAGUAUUAUCCAUACCCCAUCAUCAACCCUGUCUUCAGUUGCAACCAUGUGGGCAACCAAAAGAGUGGCAAAAAGCUUCUACAGAUAUCACUUUAAAAAAAAUUAUACCCAUACUACCAUGGGUGGAACCAACUAUCCAAGCCUCCCAAGAAAUAUAAGUAAAGGUUUAUCAUCCAAGCUUCCAUGAACAAGCCUACAGGUAAAAGAGAAAAAAAUAAAUAAAAUAAAAUAAAAUAAUAAUAAUAAUAAUAAUAAUAAUAAUAAUAAUAAUAAUAAUAAUAAUAAUAAUAAUAAUAAUAAUAAUAACAAUAAUCCUGUGAAAUAAUACUUUUGUCAAAUUUCAUAAGUAAAUGAACUGUUCAUAUGUGUUUGUAUUUUACCUGAACCAAGUUAUCUUAUUGAUCAUAGGGGUUACAUCAGAAAUCAGGUCAAGUCAGACUACUGACAAAUACACAGCAAGUUAUGUCCUCAAAAAUAGAAACCUGAGUCCAUAUCUCUUCAAAACAAUAUCAGACAUAGUAAUUACCCACAAAAAAGAACUUUGAUCUUGCUUAAUGUAAAAACACUGUAGCACAGAAAUGUCUGGUAUACUGUGGUGUAAAUGAGUGAUAAAUAAAAGAUAAAUAAAACUUAGUCUCU